AUGGCAUCCAGAACAGAGAACACAACAGCACCUCCACGGGUCAUUGUGGUAGGAUCAGGGCUGGCCGGCCUCUCGGCUUCGUCGGAGCUUGUCUCGAGACAGAUCCGCGUGCACAUAGUAGAACGGCAACCGAAGCCUGGAGGCAACUCGAUCAAGGCCUCCAGCGGAAUCAAUGGCGCGCCCACACGCUUCCAACCUCCCGGCUCGGACUCUGCCGCCGCCUUCUACGAAGACACGUUGAGGUCGGCCAGUGCGGACGUGCUGGCUACCAUGAAGGAGAGAAGGCAGAGCUUGAUCUCCACCCUGACCAGCUCUUCUUCGUCGGCGAUCAAUUGGCUAGUAGACGAGAAAGGAAUUGAUCUAUCUCGCGUGGCCCAACUGGGCGGCCACAGUCAUGCGAGAACGCACCGUGGAGCAGGCAACACGCCGCCCGGCGCAAGCAUCGUCUUGACCCUCAUCAAUCAGCUCAAAGAAAAUCCGCUCGUCACGCUCGAGACCGGCACGGCCGUGACUAAGGUGCUCAAGUCGGCAGAUGAAGUGGUGGGCGUCGAAGUCCUACGUGACGGAAAGAUCGAGGUCUUGGAAGGGCCCGUGGUCUUCGCGUCCGGUGGGUUUGCUGGAGACUCCCAAGGUGUGCUCGCGCAGUAUCGCCCCGACCUGGCCGGCUAUCCUUCCACCAACGAAGCGCUCCCAGGCAGCCAGGGCCUGUUGACCGAGGUUGGAGCUCAGUUGCUGGAUAUGGACCUCGUGCAAAUCCAUCCCACUGGAUUCGUCGAUCCGAAGGAGCCCUACAAACACACCAAAUUCCUGGCCGCCGAAGUCCUGAGAGGAGAAGGGGGCAUUCUAUUGCGACAAGGGUCGCGCUUCAUCAACGAGUUGCAGACCAGGAAGGUGGUCACCGAAGCAAUCACCUCUUCCGGGCCGGCGGUCACCGACCCCGUCAAGCAAUGGGAUACUCUGCUCGUGCUGGACGAGGCUACCUAUGAGGCGGCCAAGGCUCAUGUCGAUUUCUAUCUCUGGAAAGGACUGAUGCGCAAGACGACCAUCGCCGAGCUCGACCAUGCCGACGCGGCUUUGGCUUCCAUCAAGGAGUAUUCGGCCGUCGUGCAAGGCGAGGCCGCCGAUGCCCAAGGAAGAAUCUCGUUCGGCCGAUGGAGGCUACUGGAUCCAGCUCCCGACUCGACCGUCUAUAUCGGCACCGUCACUCCGGUGGUGCAUUAUACCAUGGGCGGCGUGGUGUUUACGCCGGACGCUCAGGUUCUGGAAACCGCUGGCGCGCCGAUCAAGGGACUCUGGGCCGCCGGCGAGAUCACUGGCGGCAUCCAUGGCGCCAACCGGCUCGGAGGGAGCAGUCUGCUGGAGUGUGCCGUCUUUGGACGCAUCGCGGGACAGAAUGCGGCGGCGUAUGCGGAAGCGAAGAGUAAAUGA
Messenger RNA from Capronia epimyces CBS 606.96, 1428 nucleotides. Its product is annotated as aromatic-L-amino-acid decarboxylase. The coding region runs from base 1 to 1428 and encodes 475 amino acids. Gene Ontology annotation, molecular function: oxidoreductase activity; FMN binding. Lineage: Eukaryota; Fungi; Ascomycota; Eurotiomycetes; Chaetothyriales; Herpotrichiellaceae. The record is from RefSeq and is a predicted model, not a curated record. The transcript has a single exon.